This is a messenger RNA of Malaya genurostris, 717 nucleotides long. It is a transcript of the gene mRpL48, whose product is annotated as large ribosomal subunit protein mL48. NCBI's taxonomy places the organism in Eukaryota, Metazoa, Arthropoda, Insecta, Diptera, Culicidae. The transcript is spliced from 3 exons. The record is from RefSeq and is a predicted model, not a curated record. Gene Ontology annotation, cellular component: mitochondrial ribosome. Bases 138 to 659 code for a protein of 173 amino acids.
ACAAACUGUCAGUUUGCGAUUUUUUGUGAAUUAGUUUUGCUUUUCUAGCAAAGGUAGCCAAAGUGUUUUUCACUAAAAACACAGAAUCCCCUACAAACAAAUAUCGAUUCAUUCAAUUUACAGCUAUCGUGAAGAAGAUGGCAUUGCGACAAAUUAUUCGAAGACUAGUUACCGGCAGGAGCAAAAGACCCUUCAGCAGCGGCAGCAUGUACGAGCCGGCAUACCUCGAGUUGCUUCGUCCAAAAUAUCCCGUGUAUAAUACACUCAACUUCAACAUCAAAGGCUACGAUUAUGCGAUACUGGAGAGCUACCAAAGAUUCAUCUACAAUGUUAGUGAUACGAUGGAACUCGAUACUGUCGACUGCUGGGCACAUCCACCUAAAAAGCUCAACGUUCAAAGAUUCAAACCGGCUUCCGCGGUGAUUGACAGUGAAUACAAACUAACGGUGUACGAGCGAAAUGUUCAAAUUGCGAAUCUACAAUCUCCACUUUAUCCGAUAUUUGUGCGGAUUCUGCAAGCUGCGCUACCCGAAGGAGUGACUCUGUCUGUUUCCGAACACUCGGAUGAUGUGGACGAGGCACGUUAUGUUCCCGACAAGGACCUUCUGGAGCUGAAGCAACAGUUGGAUGACAUGGGCGGUUCGAGGGAUAGAAAGUAAAGUUACUUAUUGUAAUGUGAUAAACUCAGUUUAUAAAAUAUGAAUUGUUCAAAUUAAA